This is a messenger RNA of Anoplopoma fimbria (sablefish), 1432 nucleotides long. It is a transcript of the gene nsl1, whose product is annotated as NSL1 component of MIS12 kinetochore complex. Gene Ontology annotation, cellular component: MIS12/MIND type complex; kinetochore. The coding region runs from base 40 to 807 and encodes 255 amino acids. The transcript has 6 exons. Gene Ontology annotation, biological process: mitotic sister chromatid segregation. The record is from RefSeq and is a predicted model, not a curated record. NCBI's taxonomy places the organism in Eukaryota, Metazoa, Chordata, Actinopteri, Perciformes, Anoplopomatidae.
UUUGCGUCAAAAAAAAAAAAAAACAAGUUGGCGGUAAAGAUGGAGCCUUUGGAGACUGAACUCUUACCCAGCGAUGGAACAAAUGAGGAGUUCAGAGUUCAGGUGACGUCCAGGAGACAAGUAACGGAGCAGAUCAGUAAAUAUAAAGACGUUCUGAAGACGGUGCUUGACGGACAGCCGGAAGUCCCAGAAGAGACGAAGCGCGUUUUACUGCAGGAGCUGCUGGCGAACUUUGAGGCAGCUGUUCAGGACAACGUGUUGGUGAACGGACAGCCUUGGGAGGAGGCACCUGAUGCUGAAGCGGAGGAUGAGGCCCUGGAUCUGGAGAGCCUGCUGGACGACACCAUAGUCGAGACCACCAGGCGGCGCCGCACGUACCCGAAAAAGAUCCUGCCUCACGUGGUCCACUCGCUCAAAGCUGAGCGUAAACUCAUGGGGCUGUACGAGCUCGCAGUCAAACCUCAAGAGGUGCUCAAAGAUCCGGGUCAAGAGAGCAUCAUGAACGACUUGUCAGCAGCAGCUCCUGUGAUGGUGAAACAGGCCAUCCAGGUCAUAAAGUCAAUCAACACUCUGCAGAAACAAGCCGAAGGCCUCUGUGAGAUCCUCAACAUGAAGCCGAGUCACGCCACUCUGGAGAUCCACAGAGAAGUCUUCGGUUUGGACGGCCAAUCGGACGCGCCGCCGCCUCCCGAGGGCGGAGCCGCGAGGAGCAGGCAGCCAAUCAAGAGAGCCGUAGAGGAGGCGGCUGCUGCAGACUGUUAUGUGCCUCUCAGUAAGAAACCAGUGGGAGAGAGUGAACCAGAGUGACACUUCCUGCUUCCACCACCACACGCCAGAGGAGACGGACUAAUAUGAUUUCUUUUUUAAACAAUAGAAAGCAGCGGUUAAAAUGACUCUUCUUGAGGUUUAGUCAUUUUAAACGUGGAGUCUCACAUAUUUUUUAUAGUGAAACAUUACUAUGAUUUCCCGUAAACAAAGAGGACUGUUAAUGGGCUGAGUAUUGAAAGAGCAUAACAAAUGUCUUACAUUUUAAGUAAAAGUUUUUUUCUACCACUGAAACAAAGUUAAGUAAUAUUCUUUAGGACUAAACUGAAUCAGAUGAAAUCCUAAAACUCCUCUUGUUACUCUGUUUAUAUUGGAUCAGUCCCUUUUACACAUUUACAUCUAUCCUGUUUUUGUGUGCUUUUUUACACCUAUACAUCUUUCUUUAAAUGUAUCAGGGUUUAUGAAAUAAUAACUAUUUAUAUGGGACUAAUACACAUAUGGUGUGAAUCUGCUGUAGUGCAGUGAUAUCUUAACCUUUAGUCUGAGGCCUCCCAAAGACCAAAAUGGUGCGCUGGGAUUUGUCUGCUCAAAAUUCGAUUUGCAUGCAUAACAAAAAUCAUAACAACACACUUAACUGGAUACUUUUUUCAAAAGUCUGUAUAUAAAU